Messenger RNA from Pipra filicauda (Wire-tailed manakin), 1855 nucleotides. RefSeq names its product aldehyde dehydrogenase family 3 member A2-like. Gene Ontology annotation, molecular function: aldehyde dehydrogenase (NAD+) activity. Gene Ontology annotation, biological process: aldehyde metabolic process. NCBI's taxonomy places the organism in Eukaryota, Metazoa, Chordata, Aves, Passeriformes, Pipridae. Gene Ontology annotation, cellular component: cytoplasm. The transcript has 11 exons. The record is from RefSeq and is a predicted model, not a curated record. The coding region runs from base 29 to 1495 and encodes 488 amino acids.
CCCAGCCUUGCUCUGGCCCUGAGCAGCCAUGGAGAGGAUUGAGAAGGUCGUGAGGCAGGCGAGAGCCGCCUUCAACUCGGGCCGGAGCCGCUCGCUGGAGUUCAGGAUGCAGCAGCUGAAGGCCCUGGAGCGGAUGGUGAAGGAGAAGGAGAAGGAGAUCCUGGCAGCCCUCCAUGCGGAUCUGCACAAGAGUGGGCCCACUGUGUACAACACUGAGAUCCUGAGCGUGCUGGGGGAGCUGACCCUGGCCAUGGAGAAGCUGCCGUCCUGGGCAGCCCCUCAGCAUCUGAAGAAGAACCUGUUGACAAUGAGGGAUGAGGUCUUUGUCAACUUUGAGCCUCUGGGAGUGGUGCUGAUCAUCGGAGCCUGGAACUACCCCUUUGUCCUGGUCAUGCAUCCUCUGAUCGGGGCCAUUGCAGCAGGCAAUGCCGUGGUGGUGAAGCCGUCGGAGGUGAGCGAGAACACGGCUCAGCUGGUGGCUGAUCUCCUCCCCCAGUACCUGGACCAGGAGCUGUACCCUGUGGUAACUGGAGGAGCUCCUGAGACAACAGAGCUGCUCACCCAGAGGUUUGAUCACAUCCUCUACACCGGCAACACUGCAGUGGGCAAAAUUGUGAUGGCAGCAGCUGCCAAGCACCUGACACCCGUCACCCUGGAGCUGGGUGGGAAGAACCCCUGCUACAUCGACAAGGAUUGUGACCUGGCCGUCACCUGCAGGCGAAUAACAUGGGGGAAGUACACAAACUGUGGGCAAAUCUGCAUCGCCCCAGACUACAUCCUCUGUGACCCAUCCAUCCAGAGCCAGGUGGUGGAGAACAUCAAGGCAACUCUGCUGGAAUUCUAUGGGGAGGACGUGAAGUCGUCUCCGGAUUAUGAAAGGAUCGUCAACAAGCGUCACUUCAAGAGGGUCGUGGGCUUGCUGGAAGGGCAGAAGAUCGCUCACGGGGGAGAGAGUGAUGAGGCCUCCUGCUUCAUAGCACCGACCAUCCUGAUGGACGUUUCCCCGGAUUCCAAGGUGAUGGAGGAGGAAAUCUUUGGACCCGUCCUGCCCAUUGUGACCGUGAAGAGCAUAGAGGAAGCCAUUGAGUUCAUCAACCGUCGGGAGAAGCCCCUUGCCUUGUAUGUCUUCUCCAACAACAAGAAGCUGAUCAGACGGGUGAUAUCAGAGACCUCCAGUGGUGGCAUGACAGCCAAUGACGUCCUCAUGCACACGGUGGUUCCGGAUCUGCCCUUCGGUGGUGUGGGUCACAGCGGGAUGGGAGCCUACCAUGGCAGGUGCAGCUUCGAGACCUUCUCCCACCGCCGCACCUGCUUGAUCAGGGACCUGAGGCUGGACGUUCUGAACAAAAUGCGGUACCCACCUGUCAGCCAGGAGAGGAUGGAUGUGGCCAAGUUCGUCCUCCUGAAGCAUUGUAGCGACUGCCGAGUGGGACAGUUCCUCUCGGCCCUGCUGGGGGCUGUGAAAGCAGUGAUGGCAAAGAUAUUCUCCCCCUGACGAGAGGGGUGAUGGGCAGUCAGCAGCUUUCCAGCCCCGGAACCCACCACUUGCUCCCUGCGGUCCUAGUGCUGAAUUUUUCUCUGCUGCAGUUUCAUUUCUUCCAAGGCAGCCAACACACUGAAGAGGUAGAAGACAAGAAAAAAUACCUAGAGCAGAGACAGUCCAAGCUGAAGGCUCCAACUCCUGCUGAAGCAGGAAUUUAUCAAGACCUAGGCCAUGUGUCAUGCCUGAGCAGUGAGUGCCAGAUGGAAGGAAACAGCAUCCACCCUGCUUUGUAAACAGGAGCUUAUCUAGAAACUCUUGGGAAUGGGGGAGUGUUUGUCACAAGGGUACCUAAACAAAGCCAGUUGUUACUGA